AAUCACAAAUCACAACAAUUGAUGAACAAUUUUUUAUUUGUUCUUUCUGUAACCACAGGGUUUCCACGGAGGCCUGGUUGUAAAUCUGAAUCGACGUCCGGAGCGGAGUGGCAGCGGCUGUCAGGUUUCAGGACUAAAAUAGAAAUGAAUGCGGCUGAGGCAAAAGCUGUAGCCGCAGCUCCUCACUCCGUCGUUUCAGAGUUGCUUCAACAGUAUCUUAGUGGUUCUUAAUGUAUAUUAAUGGUCUUGUGUAUCGUAUUGGUUUUUAAUGUAUCUUUAAAUCUUAAUGUCAGCGGUUGGGUGGCUGAUCGUAGGUCUACUUUGUUUCUCUAAGAUCGUCAUGUCCGACCAACUCAAACUCAAGUCAGUAGACUUUGAAAUUUUCGGAAAUGUCCAGGGUGUCUGUUUCAGGAUGUACACGGAGCAGGAGGGGCGGAGCUUGGGCCUGAGUGGGUGGGUCCAGAACACCAGACGAGGCUCUGUUAUUGGUCAGAUCCAGGGAGCCGCCGGAAAGGUUGACCAAAUGAAGGACUGGCUGAGGAAUGUGGGGAGUCCCAGCUCUCGAAUCGACCGGGCCGUCUUCUCUAAUGAGAGAGACCUCAAAGAACCAGAGCUGAAGGGCUUCAAAACCCGACACUGAGCUCCACCACCAGGCCCUCCUCCACCACCAGGCCCACCUCCACUACCAGGCCAAUCCAAACCACCAGGCCCACCUCCACCACCAGGCCCAUCUCCACCACCAGGCCAACCUCCACCACCA
Molecule: messenger RNA, 760 nt
Organism: Gadus macrocephalus (Pacific cod)
Lineage: Eukaryota; Metazoa; Chordata; Actinopteri; Gadiformes; Gadidae
Product: acylphosphatase-2-like
Exons: 4
Coding region: 287-640 (117 amino acids)
Molecular function (GO): acylphosphatase activity
Source: RefSeq, a predicted model, not a curated record